This is a messenger RNA of Leptinotarsa decemlineata (Colorado potato beetle), 1189 nucleotides long. RefSeq names its product piggyBac transposable element-derived protein 4. NCBI's taxonomy places the organism in Eukaryota, Metazoa, Arthropoda, Insecta, Coleoptera, Chrysomelidae. The record is from RefSeq and is a predicted model, not a curated record.
UAAGUAAAUCAUUAAUAGAAAGAAUUAAUUUUGUAAAAGAUUAUCUGGCUUUACCAAUAUUUAUAAAUGGCAACCAUCAUUGCCUUAUCAUUAUUGAUUUUGUGACAUCGACGUUUUGUUUUAUGGAUCCAAUGAGUUGUAAUAUACAGCAAGAGAAAUAUCUAAACUCUUUUAAAAAAAAUUUACGGAUGUAUAAUACAAUAAAAUCUGAAAAUAUUAAUGAAGAAUUAUCAGUAAAGGUUUAUAAUCAUGUUGAACAAAGAGACAACUUCAACUGUGGUCUGUUUUGUAUUAGAUUUUUUGAGUGCAUUGUUAGUAAUCAUGAUAUGUUGAAACGUAUAGAUAUGUUAAAAUAUAGGCAAGAAAUAAAAACAUUAAUUAUCAAUAAAUCGGAUGAUAUGGCAAAAUCCUGCUUGGUAAGUUCAAGAAUUUGUGAUGCCACAACAGUAAAAAAGUGUGCUUUUUGUAAAAGACUCAUUCAAAUUGAAUGCAAUUUAUUUCGGGACGAAUCUUUUAUCAAUAACGGCAUUUGUCAAUUGUGCGCCCAGUAUUAAAAUUUAUAUUUUAUCACUUAUAUGGUGUUCGUUUUGUGUGGAUUGGGUAAGGCUGAAAGGGGAGGUUGGAUGCCUUUUGCAGAAAUGCAAAGUAUUGCAUUUCUGUUUCCGGUAUCAAUUAUGCGCCUAGUAUUGAAAUGUAUAUUUGAUCACUUAUUAAGUUUUCGUUUUGUGAGGAUUGGGUAAGGCUGGAAGGGGUGGUUGGAGGCCUUUUUCAGAAAUGGAAAGUAUUGCAUUUCUGUUUGCGCGUUCCUGAACUUUGUGUGGACUGAAAAAGGAUGAGAGGGAGGAUGGGGACCUUUCGCAAUAAUCCCAUUUUCACGGAAACAAAAAGGUAACGCACCCAAUGGCAAUACCUCCUGGGUGGGUGUGGAAAUUUGCCACAUCUAUAUAUUUGGAAUUCAGUAGAAUAAUUUCACAAGGAAUGAUUUUCACGUGUAGGGUUAGAUUGGGUCACUAUAAACACUUUCUACUAUAUUUCGUCCGAGCAGUCGUUUGCAAAAGUUAUCAAAAAAAAUUUUUUGGAAAUUUCUUUUUCGCAGUGUAAGACCCAGUAGAAUAAUUUCACAAGGAAUAAUUUUCACGUGGAGGGUUAGAUUGGGUCACUAUAAACACUUUCUACUAUAUUUCGUCCG